Lactuca virosa is the source of this 840-nucleotide messenger RNA. Lineage: Eukaryota; Viridiplantae; Streptophyta; Magnoliopsida; Asterales; Asteraceae. The record is from the annotation of a GenBank genome assembly.
AUGCAAUUUGCUAAACUUAACAUUUGGGAUGGAAUUGGUCAAGCCCAAAGUCGUUUUGAUGUAACCAAAUUGUUCAUUAAUUCAGACAUUGUCGAAAUUAUCGAGUUCAAGAAAGAAUUGAAAGCUGAUAACAAUGGAGGUAUGUCUGAAAAAAGCAUACCUACACUUCCAAGCUACUCUUCUUCUUGUAUAGAUGAUUUUAAAGGUGAUUUCCCUUUAAAAACAGUUUGUGAGAUCAUAGAACCACUGAAGGUAAUGAAAUUUCUAUUAGUUGGUUCCAUCGUGAAUAUAAGACAAAAUCUACGUUGGUAUUACGACGCGUGCUCCACAUGUGGGAAAAAGAUAGACACAGUGCCCAAAGUCAAUCAUUCCUAUAACACCCUAAACAAAAUUUCAGAGAAUGUUGUUACUAAAUGUAAAGAAGCACGUUGCAACACUUCGGAUUUUCAUCCUGUGACAAAGUAUAUGAUUCCAAUCAACGUACAAGAUGCUACUGGCACCAUCGGAUGGACUCUUUUUGAUAGGAAAGCGAAGAAGCUAUUGGGUAUAAGUGCAUACCAAUUGAGAAAAAUACAUGAAGAGGCCGGAGACAGUUUGGAACUAUUUCCAAAUCAAAUUAACAUCUUGAAAAACCGCAAGUUUGCUUUUCUUGUAGAUAUUACAUCCUAUAAUGUGGAAAACUAUAAUAAUAUAUAUAUCAUUCUCAAACUUACGGAAGAUGUAUCAAUUGUUUCCGAAUUGGAAAGUAAACUUGAACUUUUGAGUACUCAAUCUGUGUCUAUGACUCAAAUCCCUUUGGAAUCUGAUGAAGAUGUAGAGAAAGUUGUGAAGGUAUUUUGA